Penicillium bovifimosum is the source of this 582-nucleotide messenger RNA. RefSeq names its product putative C2H2 finger domain protein. The coding region runs from base 1 to 582 and encodes 193 amino acids. The record is from RefSeq and is a predicted model, not a curated record. Lineage: Eukaryota; Fungi; Ascomycota; Eurotiomycetes; Eurotiales; Aspergillaceae. The transcript has 3 exons.
AUGGCUCCGCGUGGCUCGACUAAUCCUGCUCCCAGGACCGAGUCUGCGCGGUCUGCGCUCAGCGCUUUCAGCUGCACCCUAUGCAAUAAAUCCUACUCACGACAUCCGGAGUACGAAGCGCAUAUCGGCUCAUACGAUCAUCAGCACAGAAAGCGGUUUCAGGAUCUCAAACAGCUAUCGCGCGAUCCAAACGCCGCCGAGAAGAACCGUCGAGCAGAACGUAAAGCUAAUGCGGAUGCUGGUCUCAAGACCAUCGAGGUUGCUGGAGGCAGUACGGCGCCAAGCGCUGGAAAGUCGGGCUUCAAGAAGGGAGGCUUCAAAAGCUCGUUUGCUGCUGUCAAGGCCCCAGGAGUCCAGAAGGCUCCGGUCAAGAGGAAGAAUGUUUUAGGAGACGACGAGGAUGAUGUCGAUCCAACCCCUCCACCGGAGACCGCAUCCGAGGUCGGUAAAACACAAAAGAAUGAAGAGGACGUGGAAAGCGACACCGAUGGAGAGUAUGGUUCAGAAGGAUAUUAUGAUCCUCGUCGGCCAACAGAUUGUUUUCCCGAGUGUGCUGCUCAACGUGCGCAAGUUGCUACUUGA